AUGGAGAGAGAGAAUUGGACUACGGUGACAGAGAUAAUUCUUAUUGGGCUACCUACCACUGAAGCACUACAGGGACUCUUGUUCUUCAUUUUUUUAUUGGAUUAUUUGGUGACUGUCUUAGGGAACACCCUCAUCAUUACACUGAUCCUUGUGGAUUACAGGCUCCACUCACCCAUGUAUUUCUUCCUUAGCAAUCUCUGUUUCAGUGAAAUAUUAACCACCACCUGUGCUGUUCCCAAGAUGCUAGCAGGCUUCCUCUCAAAAAGGAACAGAAUCUCCUUUAGUGAAUGCUUCACCCAGUCCUAUUUCUACUUCCUCUCUGGAUGCACUGAGUUUAUUCUUUUUGCAGUCAUGUCCUGUGACCGUUAUGUAGCCAUCUGCCAUCCCCUUCAGUACCCUACAAUUAUGACCAACUUACUCUGUGUCCAUCUUGCCAUCCUCUCCUGGGUGGGUAGCUUUCUUCUCAUACUCCCAUCCACAAUCCUAAAGGCAAGACUGACAUAUUGUGGCCCCAAUGUGAUUGAUCAUAUUUUCUGUGACAGUGCCCCCCUUCUGCACUUGGCCUGUGCUGAUAUACAUGCCAUAGAGCUAUUGGAUUUCCUCAGCUCCCUGGUCCUGCUCAUCAGCUCCCUCUCACUCACCAUAGUCUCCUAUGCUUACAUCAUCUCCACCAUUCUGAAGAUACCCUCAGGCCAAGGACAACAGAAGGCCUUUGCCACCUGUGCCUCUCAUUUCACUGUGGUCUCCAUGGGUUAUGGAAUCUCCAUCUUUGUCUAUGUCCGUCCCUCACAGGAGAGCACCCUGCACCUCAACAAGAUCCUCUUUAUUCUCUCCAGUGUCAUCACACCACUGAUGAAUCCCUUUAUCUUUAGUCUAAGGAAUGAAUCUAUGAAAAAUGCACUGAAGGACAUGUUUUCCAAGGGCCAAGAAUUCCUUAAGAGGAUGAUGUGUAUGUAA
Choloepus didactylus (southern two-toed sloth) is the source of this 957-nucleotide messenger RNA. RefSeq names its product olfactory receptor 6M1-like. Gene Ontology annotation, molecular function: G protein-coupled receptor activity; olfactory receptor activity. Bases 1 to 957 code for a protein of 318 amino acids. The transcript has a single exon. Gene Ontology annotation, cellular component: membrane. Lineage: Eukaryota; Metazoa; Chordata; Mammalia; Pilosa; Megalonychidae. The record is from RefSeq and is a predicted model, not a curated record. Gene Ontology annotation, biological process: G protein-coupled receptor signaling pathway.